Molecule: messenger RNA, 963 nt
Organism: Nicotiana tabacum (common tobacco)
Lineage: Eukaryota; Viridiplantae; Streptophyta; Magnoliopsida; Solanales; Solanaceae
Source: RefSeq, a predicted model, not a curated record
ACAAUUCAGUUUACACAUUUCUCUCUCAAAAUCUAUCAUAGAAUCUAGCCUUAUCAAAGGACUCAGAAACCAAAAAUAUAUAGAGAGAUAUAUAAAGAUGGAACAAAAUUUGCCAGUGAUAGCAAAGAAAUUCUGGAACAUAGUAAGAGUUGCAUUUUUCAUGUUGAGAAAAAGCAUAUCAAAGAGGAAACUAAUGCUAGAUCUCAACUUAAUAAUGAAGCGUGGCAAGAUUGCUAGCAAAGCUGCUAUCCAAAAUCUCAUGUUUCAUCACACACACCAAUGGUCCAACACUCAACGACGGUCACACGACAAAAAUUUACCCUUUCCUCCACACAACAACGACUACGAGUUCAGUUGCAGUAACAGCCCAGUUCAUUACCCUAAUUUUCACUUACCUUUCAACUACUUCAACAAACGAAACAAGAACAACUGUAGCGACUAUGGAAAUUACAUUUCAACUGAAGAUAAUGUUGUAGUAGUGAAUGCAGCUGUAAUGAAAGCAUUGGAGAUGAUUCAGAGUGAAACGGCGUCGCCUGCUUUGCCUGGAUUUGGAAGGACUCCUAUGGUGAGGCAACUUAGGAUCACUGAUUCACCUUUUCCUCUUAGAGAUGUAGAGGAAAAUAGCCAUGUGGAUGAAGCAGCUGAGGCAUUUAUUUCAAAGUUCUACAGAAAUUUGAGGCGUCAAGCUAUAGCUUCGCCUUGUGCUUGAUAUAUAAUAUUUGCAGCUUUUCGAGUUUCAUGCAUGCAACUGUGUUGCAGUUUUUUUUCUUUUUAAGUGCAGUAAAUUCGAAAUAUAUAAAGAUUAUGAAGAUUGGGAACUGUGAAUAAUGUAUGUGCUUAGCUUGUUUGCAUGUACAUAUAUAUGAUUUCCGUUCUCUCUUCAAGACUUUGUUUUUUCCUCUUUUGGUAUUAGUCUGGAAAUCUACAGAACAGAAAAUAAGAUUAUAUAUAAAUGACAUGUAA